AUGGCCUUUUAUAAUAAUGAAGAUACAAAUAUCGGAGAAAUAAGUUACAACAAUUACAGUUACAAUUAUGAUACAACAGCAAGUGAUUAUUCCAGUUCGAGUGAAGAUAUUCAUGAAAUUCAAAUAAAAAUAAAAACAGCGAUCGAAAAUAAAAUAUUAAAUGAAACAAAGAAGACAGGAAAAAGAAAAUUAAAUAGCUGUAAUAAAAAUUCCAAAAAAAAAAAAAGUAUGCAAAUUGAGGAAAUGCACAAUUAUAAAAUAAUAGCUAGACAAAUAUAUUUUUUUAAUGGAAAUCAAAUAAGAGAAAAUGAAAACCAUAUUUUAAAUUUAGAUGAUACGAAAAAAUAUUAUAUUAAUUGA
Plasmodium vinckei vinckei is the source of this 360-nucleotide messenger RNA. RefSeq names its product conserved Plasmodium protein, unknown function. The record is from RefSeq and is a predicted model, not a curated record. The transcript has a single exon. Lineage: Eukaryota; Apicomplexa; Aconoidasida; Haemosporida; Plasmodiidae. Bases 1 to 360 code for a protein of 119 amino acids.